UUUACUUACCAUCUAUAUAUACUAUCCUCCCCAUUAUUCAUUCUCACACUCAAAUCUAUAUACAGUCUUCUCUUUCCAAAAAAAUCAUCAUGAGCAAUUUAACCCACAGAAUAUUACUGGGAGAAUUUGACGGAUCUUCCUCCGAUGAUGAUGAGAUUACAAUGGUGCAAAUGAUCAUGGCCAGGCAAUACCAAAAAUUUCAAAGAAGACGCCAACAAGGAGGUCAUGUUGGUUCUACAAGCGGUCGAGCCUGGAUCCCCCGUGACAGAGUUGCUGCCGACCAACGACUCAAUGAUGAUUAUUUUUGUGAGUAUCCGCUCUAUGACGAAAAAUUGUUUCAGCAACGUUUUCGAAUGAGUCGACCCUUAUUUCACAAGAUCUUGGGCAAACUCCAAGAGCAUGACGUGACGUUCGUCCAAAGGAAUGAUGCGACGGGAGCUGUAGGUCUUUCUGGUAUCCAAAAGAUGACAGCAGCUCUGAGGAUGAUGGCAUACGGGACGCCUGCUGAUAGUCUUGAUGAGUAUCUCAAGAUUGGGGGAAGUACAGCAGUUGAGUCUCUUCAAAGCUUCUGUAGAGGCGUUAUCUCUAUUUUUGAAGCAGAAUACCUGAGAAAACCAAAUGAAGCAGAUACUGCAAGGCUCCUACAUGUGGGCAAUCAACGUCGUUUUCCUGGAAUGCUAGGCAACUUGGAUUGUAUGCAUUGGCAGUGGGACAAAUGUCCAACUGCUUACCAUGGCUUCUUUAGUGGCCGCAGCGGAAAACCCACUAUCGUACUUGAAGCAGUUGCAUCGUAUGAUUUGUGGAUUUGGCAUGCUUUCUUUGGCAUGCCAGGUUCAUUCAAUGAUAUCAACGUGCUUGAUCAAUCUCAUCUCUUUGAUUAUCUCAGUGCAGGUCGUGCCCCUCCAGCCCAUUUUAUUGUUAACGGGAGUCAGUACGACAUGGGGUACUACCUUGCUGAUGGUAUAUAUCCAAAAUGGGCGACUCUCGUCCAAACCAUUUCUCAACCACAAGGAAGAAAGAAGCAACACUUUGCGAGGAUGCAGGAGGCAUGUCGCAAGGAUGUUGAAAGGGCAUUUGGCGUACUCCAAGCACGCUGGGCAAUUGUGAGAGGACCGGCGCGAUUCUGGAAUGAGGAGGAUCUAGGCUACAUCAUGAAAACAUGUGUCAUUUUGCAUAACAUGAUAAUUGAAGACCAACGUGAUCAUGAUGCUAGUGAUGAAAUUACUGAACUUCUUUCUUCCAACCCAAUUCAAGUUUCGAGAGAUAUCACUCCUGCAUUGGUUGAUUUCUUUAAAAAUAACCGGAGGAUUCGAUCAAAUGAGGCACAUCAUUCGCUCCGCAAUGAUCUUAUUGAACACCUAUGGGCCCGUAAUGGAGAUGAAGAAUGA
Rhododendron vialii is the source of this 1388-nucleotide messenger RNA. RefSeq names its product protein ALP1-like. Lineage: Eukaryota; Viridiplantae; Streptophyta; Magnoliopsida; Ericales; Ericaceae. The transcript has a single exon. The coding region runs from base 90 to 1388 and encodes 432 amino acids. The record is from RefSeq and is a predicted model, not a curated record.